AUGGAUGUAAUGGGAAAAACAAGAUCCGUUCUUACAUUGAGUGGAAGAGUUUUGAACGAGGCACUGAGCUUCAUUGUUUUCUGUGUCCUCGACCUUGUUGAUUUUCUUUUGUGUUUUCUUUUCAAAGCUGUGGACUUGUUGAUUGAGGCAGAGUGGAGACCCUGCUAUUGUUCUUCCACAAAGGAUGCAAUCACAAGCUGUGGAGAGAUCUUGGUUUCUGAACAAGGUGGAGAAUCCAAGAUCGUUUCACUGAGCUCAACCAAGUUACACUUGGAGGACAUUUCAGAUACCCUUUACUCUCGUCCUUCUUUGGUGUCUGAGGUUUCAAGGUUAACCCUCAAUGAACUCAAACGCUUCAAGUUAGAGGACCCCAUUUUACAAUCCAAGAGAGGGAGCUCCCAUUGUUCCACCACAUUCACAGUGAACACACCAAUUGUGGAAAUGCUACAAGGUAAAAUUGGAAGGCAAGAAGUUCAUCCCAUUCCAAGAUGGUCUGAUUGUCACUGCAAACUAUGCACAUGUUGGAUCUCAUCUUCUUCUUCAUCAUCACCUACUACCAAUAAUAGUAAAAACACUCUCUUUGUAAAUGCUCAAGGCCCCAGCAUAGAUGAAGCAAGAGAAGAUGUGCUGUUCAUUCAUGGGUUUAUAUCAUCGUCAUUGUUUUGGACGGAAACAUUGUUCCCAAACUUCUCGAGUGGAGCAAAAUCAAGUUAUCGGUUAUUUGCGGUUGAUUUACUUGGUUUUGGGAAAAGUCCAAAACCGAGUGAAUCGCUAUACACAUUAAGAGAGCAUUUAGAGAUGAUAGAAAGCUCUGUGUUGGAAGCCCAUAAGGUGAAUUCAUUCCACAUCGUGGCCCAUUCAUUAGGAAGCAUUUUGGCUCUUGCUCUUGCCGUCAAGCACCCUCACUCUGUCAAGUCACUAACCUUGCUUGCCCCUCCUUUCUAUCCAGUACCAAAGGGUGAAGCACAGGCGACACAGUAUGUUAUGAGGAGAGUUGCUCCGAGGCGCGUGUGGCCACCCAUGGCGUUUGGAGCGUCGUUAGUGUGCUGGUACGAGCACAUAACUAGGAUGAUUUGCUUGCUCAUUUGCAAAAACCACCGCUUGUGGGAAUUUCUAGCCAAACUCAUUACUCGAAACAGGAUAAGGACUUUCUUGCUUGAAGGGUUCUUUUGUCACACACACAACGCAGCCUGGCAUACCCUACACAACAUUAUAUGUGGAACUGCGGGAAAAAUUGGAUCAUAUUUGGAUGCUGUAAGAGAAAACAUAAAUUGUAAAGUUACCAUAUUCCAUGGCAAAGAUGAUGAGGUUAUCCCUGUUGAAUGUAGCUAUGAGGUCCAAAGAAGAAUUCCUCGUGCCCGUGUUAGAAUCAUUGACAACAAAGAUCACAUAACCAUUGUUGUUGGAAGACAGAAAGCUUUUGCUCGAGAAUUGGAGCAGAUUUGGAGCUCUACAAACAACUAG
Gastrolobium bilobum is the source of this 1464-nucleotide messenger RNA. Its product is annotated as probable lysophospholipase BODYGUARD 3. The coding region runs from base 1 to 1464 and encodes 487 amino acids. The transcript has 4 exons. NCBI's taxonomy places the organism in Eukaryota, Viridiplantae, Streptophyta, Magnoliopsida, Fabales, Fabaceae. The record is from RefSeq and is a predicted model, not a curated record.